Messenger RNA from Bursaphelenchus okinawaensis, 3723 nucleotides. The record is from the annotation of a GenBank genome assembly. Lineage: Eukaryota; Metazoa; Nematoda; Chromadorea; Rhabditida; Aphelenchoididae.
AUGGACCAGAACGGUGCUAUGAAGGAGGCCGAGAAUCAGGAGAACACCACCAUCUCGGAUUUGAUAUGCGACUCAAGUAGGUUUCGAUUGUUGAUGCUGGGCUUUAGCUAGGGCAAAUGGUUUUGCGAGUAAGAUAUUACGAUGUUGUAGUAGGUAUUGAUGCCUAAAAUAAGGUUUUAAGGGUUUAUUAGGACAUCUUGGCGUGUAAUGUGUUUUUAUUCGAAAACUAGGUGAAAUUUCGAUUUAUAUGCUACAUUUUGAAGUAAAAUUACACUUACCUUCAUAAAGUUUUAAGUAAAAUACGCAGUUGAGGACGUGUUUGAUACAAAUUUAGGUAAAACUUGAUGAAAAAUGAACUAAUGGGUCUAGUUUUUGAUGUAGUUUGAUGCCCAAUAGACUGAUCUUGAUAUUCUAUAGGUUUUAUUAGGUAACAAAAGUUUGACUUUGAUAAAAAUGGCAAAAACUAUCGUUAACUUAUAUUAUCUAUGAUUAUAUGUGAUUUUAUUAAAACCUUGUCUUGUUUUAGAUAUAUUCGCUCUAAAUGGACGCAUGGUGUCUUCAGAAUCACAGAAGCGAAAGGCCGAUCCAUUAGAAGAUUCUAUCGACCAGUCCACUUCGAGCCAGCCAUCUCAGAAGCGACCAAAGAAGCCGAUCAAAGUGCCCCGCGAACAAUCAGAUGACCCGAGGGCCGCUGAAUUCAGUUCGAAAGAUGACGGAAUUUAUAUGGGGGCUGAGUUUAAGGAUUGGCACACAUUUAACGAGUUGUUCAAGAAGUGGAUGGGGAAACACAAUCAACCGUUUCGAAUCUCUUCGUCGGACAAGUUUACGAAUGCUGAUGGUUCGUGGAACGAAAAGGUCGGCUACCGGUCGAUUGUCUAUCACUGCCCGAGAUAUGGAGACGUUAGAGUUAGAGGUGGGUUUUGGCUUUCAUUUUAUUAAAUUUCGGUGGUGAUUUUGCUUUUAUUUUUUUAUAAGGAUUUGUGGGACAAACAUGUGUAAUAUUGAGGUAAAGGUUCGUUCUUGAUCUUUUAAAUGUAUCUUAUCGAGUUUUUGAGAUAAAGUUUUUGUUUUAGGCUUAUUUUAAAGCUAGUUUACUUACUGAUUUUAUUGUCAAAUUAAGUUGUCGUAGUUUGAAAAAAAUAGGAUGAAAAUAAGCUAGGUAUAACGUCUUUUUUAGGAUAUGUCAUGGAUAAUAUAUAUAUUUGUGUGAAAAUUUGGCUGUGCACUAAAAAUUAAUUGGUAGUGUUUUUAAAAUUGGCAUUAUUAGUAAAAAGACAUUUUUAUUUUAAGACGGAAUUAAAAUUUUAAAAAAGAUUCAAAAUGAUUUUUAUGUGUAAAAUACGUUUGCAAUAUUUGUGUUGUUAAAACAAAAAUAGGCCAAAAGCGGGGUUCAAAACGGGGAGACGGUUUUCCUCUCGAAUAAUUUGCAUAUAACAGAUGACCUAUCUCAUGCGGUGACCUACCACUGUAAAAACGGCUGAGAGUGAAAGUCAUAAAAGGGUGGUGCGCAAUUAGCACUUGAGCGCUCGAUAAUGAUGGGUCGGAAGUGUAUGGGCAUUCUGACAUCAAUUGCAACAUUAUUGAUUGGGUUGAAAAGUGAGAGGAAAAACUGAAAAUUUGGGGAAAGUUUCAAAAUUUAAAAAUUGUAAAAUACGCAGUUACAAAACUAACCUUUCUAAAACUGAAUACAUUUAAGAAUGGCAAAAUAAGGUCAAAAACAAAAAUAAAAUAUAAAAAAUUUCAGGUGAAGGCAAGCGAAUGAAGCAGAUGUACCUCCCCUGCCAAUGCACCGCGACAAUCCGCCUCAACUACCAUAGUAUGACCCAAGUUCUACGUAUCACCACCUUCAGGCCGCUUCACAAUCACGAGCUGAACGAGGAAGAGUUCACGAAGCUCAAGAUCAAACGUGCUAUGAAACAACGAAACUCAAGUUCACCAUUGACCGUACAAGCCUCUUCUGGAUCCAGUAGCGAGAUCAGUUCAGGCCCAAGCUCGACCAAUACUGUCAGUCCGAAUACGAUGAGUGCUGGUGACAUACUGGGUUAUCUACAUACUACUGGUGACAUUUUGAACCAUUUACGGAAUCAUGGUGACAUUUUGGGUAAUAUACGGAAUAACAAUGACAUCUUGAGUCAGCUUAGGGCACAGGCUGGUCUACAGGGUCUUAAUGGACAAGGUGGUGGUCUACAAGGCUAUGUUGGAAAUGGUCGACUUCAAAGUAAUAAUGGAAAUGCUGGUGGACAAAAUAGUAAUAUUGGCCUACAGAGUUGUAAGACUGGCCUACAGAGCCGUGGUACUGGUAUACAAGCCCAUAAUGUUAACUUACAGGGCCAAAACGGUGGUCUACAAGGCUUUAAUUUAGCUGAUCUGAACAAAAUUGCCAGUAUGAGCCAACAGAUGGGUAUGAAUAAGUUUGACCAAGUUGUUAAUGGUGACGAAAAUGGAAAUGAAGCUCAAAAUGGCACUAGAAAUGAAAGUCUGACCAAAGGAAAUGAUGCAGUAAAUGAUGAAGGUACUAAUAGAAGUAAUGAAGUUGGUAGAGCGAGUUCUAAUGGCAAUGGUUUAUACAAUGGAAGUUUCGAUGGUCAAGUUAAUGACGGAUUACCUAAUGGCCAGGUUAAGGAAGAAUCUCUAAAAGUUGCUGGUGAAGAAGGAUUUUUGAAUAUAUCAGAUCACAGCAACGCUGGAUUCUGCAACUCCAACUAUACUAAUGGGGCAUUUUCCAAAUUGGACCAAGCCAAUGGAAGUUAUCCAUCUUCAAAGGCUGAUAUCCUAGCCAAUUCUACAACCUAUCCAAGACCAGACAGUCCAGCUAGCCCACCAAACAAUGGUUUAUCGUAUGAUGAUCAGUUGCGACUUCUGAACGAACAGCUGAAUCAGAAUUCGCUGCUUGGAAACAUGUUGUUGAACUUGUUAAACAUAAUGACCAUGCAGAGCGCUUCGAGUCAACAGAACAUUCCAAUGUGCCACCAGAACAUGCCGUUAUCACAGCAGUUGAAUCCGUUUGAACGUCAGAGCACUUCACCAUUCAGACGUAGUGGUACCGGCGUUGAGAGAGCUGGUACUCCACUUGGACGGAUUGGAUCACCAAUUGGUCAAUGUUCACCGAUGAGUCAGACUGUUGCUUCAUAUUGUCAAAAUGGUACUAAUUUCGGUGGAAAUGGUACGGCCUUGGGUCUUAAUAGUACAAAGCUUCCUUUACUUGGAACGGGAAUUGGUACGAAUGGUACUUCUCUUGCUGAAACUGGUACUGCGCUUCAAAAUGUUUCUACUCUUGGACAAACCAGCCCUGCUCUUGCUCAAACUGGAUCACCGCUUGGGCAAAAUAGUACUCCUUCGGGCCGAGGAGCUUCUAUUCAACCUUGCUUAGACAAUUCUUUGUUAAAUCAACUUCGACAGGCUUUGGUUCAAAAAGGACGUCAAGCUGAUCUACAAAGUCAAGACAGUCUAACUCAAGCUCAAGAGCUACCUCCACAUCAAGACAUACCUCAAGUUAAUGAAAGUCUACUACAACUUAGUGAUAGCAUCCUUCAAAGUCACGACCUAUCACUUCAAAGUCAGAAUCUGAUUUCACAACAGGAUUUGUCAUCAAUUCACUAUUACAAUCCUCAGAUGAAUGCUCAAGCUUACAGCCAGCCGGCUCAACCAACCCAAGCCAACGAUGGUGCUCAACAACUUCUCAGACUUUUGCAAACUCUACAGCCAACUGGCAACCGGUUUUAA